UAUUCUUCAUUUGCGUCCAAUUGCACCACAACUCUCUCUCUCUCUCUCUCUCCAAAGCUUCAUUGAUCUGAACAUGUAGUACUACAAACCAGAAAAAAAUAAAAAAAAUGGGGAGGAAAACAGAGAAAAACCACCCCAAGUCUCACACUCUACCUUCAUCCCCAACUCAUUCAUUCUCUUCUUCCUCCUCCUCAGACUUUGAAUUCACAAUCUCUCUCUCCCCUCUCAAAUCCUCCUCCACCACCACCACCACCACGACGCACCACCACCUCUGCCCCGCCGACGAGCUCUUCUACAAGGGCCAACUCCUCCCCCUCCACCUCUCCCCCCGCCUCUCCAUGGUCCGCACCCUCCUUCUCUCCUCCUCCAGCACCUCCUCUUCCUCCGACACCACCGCCACCGCCUCCCGCGACUCCACCGCUAGCACCACCACCGACUGCGACUCCUCCCGACCCAGCUCCGUCGCCGAAGAAGACGAACUCAAACGCCUCAACACCACCUUCCACCACCACCAGCAGAUCAAAAAGCCCAAGUACUUCUCUCUUUCUAGAUUCUCUUCCGUUUUCCGCAAAUCCCGCGACUCCGACGAUAACCCAUCUGGGUCCUCCGUCAAACGCAUGAGCGCAACAGCCAAGGAAGUCAUACGCAAGUACUUGAAGAAAGUGAAGCCAUUGUAUGAAAAGUUAUCGCAAAAACAGAAUCAGAAAGUGGGAAAUGUGUCCGAUUUGGGGGUGAAAAUCGACGGAUCUGUGAAGGAAAGAGGAACAGAUGUAGUACCCAUUGUUGAGAACUCGAGGAAGGACAACAAUGGAGUCCUUUCGCAUUCGUUUUCGGGGAAUUUGGGGUACCCGAGAAAGAGAAGAAGCAUUGUUUCAAGCUGUCCAUCGUCGAUGCGAUCGUCUCCGAGUCAUUCAGGGAUUCUGUACCGAAACGGGUUUUCGGGUUUCAACAACAACGCCAACAAUCCGGUGAGAGGAGUGGGUUAUGCUGAUGCGUCGUCAAUGGAAGAGUUGCAGAGUGCGAUUCAAGGAGCCAUAGCUCAUUGCAAGAACUCCAUGGUUCAGAAUAAGAGUCUGGUCAGUGAUGAGAUGUAGAAAAAUAAAUUAAAAAAAUUUAAUUAAUUUCAGAUGCUUUCUUUGGUUUUGGAUCUUAGUAGUCACGAGGACUUGACAUAUUUAAUUUAACUUUUUCUUUUUAUUUGUUCAGUGAUAUUUUUUAACUUCAAUAAUUUUAAUUUUAUAA
Messenger RNA from Camellia sinensis, 1242 nucleotides. RefSeq names its product putative membrane-associated kinase regulator 1. Gene Ontology annotation, molecular function: kinase inhibitor activity. The record is from RefSeq and is a predicted model, not a curated record. Gene Ontology annotation, cellular component: plasma membrane. NCBI's taxonomy places the organism in Eukaryota, Viridiplantae, Streptophyta, Magnoliopsida, Ericales, Theaceae.